Molecule: messenger RNA, 1105 nt
Organism: Phytophthora infestans T30-4
Lineage: Eukaryota; Oomycota; Peronosporomycetes; Peronosporales; Peronosporaceae
Product: carbon-nitrogen hydrolase, putative
Exons: 1
Coding region: 12-950 (312 amino acids)
Biological process (GO): oxaloacetate metabolic process; L-glutamine metabolic process
Cellular component (GO): mitochondrion
Molecular function (GO): omega-amidase activity
Source: RefSeq, a predicted model, not a curated record
GGGAUUGGAGGAUGCUUGGCCGCACCAUCAGAUCCCAAGCUCGCCACCUCCGCUCACCUUUCUUGCGCCUUUCAAGCCCCAUGAGCACUACUGCCCCCAAGUUCAAGCUGGCUCUGUGCCAGAUUGCCGUUGGCGAUGACAAGCAGAAGAACAUCGCCACGGCCACCGCCGCCGUGACCGAGGCCGCCCAGAACGCAGCUCAGGUGGUGUCGCUGCCUGAGUGCUGGAACUCGCCGUACGCCACGACGUCCUUCCCGCAGUACGCGGAGGAGAUCCCAGAGAAGAAGGCAGCUUUAAAUGAGAAGGAACACCCGUCCACCUUUGCGUUGUCGCAGCUCGCUGCUAAGCUGCAGAUCUUCCUGGUGGGUGGCUCCAUCCCUGAGAAGGAUGCGACCGGCAAGGUCUACAACACAAGCGUCAUUUUCUCGCCUGAAGGUGAAAUCCUCGGCAAGCACCGUAAGGUGCACCUGUUCGACAUUGACGUGCCCGGCAAGAUCACCUUCAAGGAGUCGGACACACUGUCCCCAGGCAACAGCAUGACGCUCUUCGACACGCCCUACGGCAAGAUGGGUGUUGGCAUCUGCUACGACAUCCGAUUCCCGGAGCUGUCUAUGCUCAUGAAGAAGCAAGGUGCCAAGGUACUGCUCUUCCCGGGCGCUUUCAACCUCACCACGGGUCCGGCGCACUGGGAGCUUCUGCAGCGUGCUCGCGCUGUCGACAACCAGCUGUACGUAGCGGCAACUUCGCCUGCGCGUGGCCCCGAGGGUGGCUACCAGGCCUGGGGCCACUCCACUGUCAUCUCGCCCUGGGGCGAGGUUGUGGCUACCUGCGGCCACGGUGAGUCGAUUGUGUACGCCGAGGUCGACUUGGAGAAGGUCGAGGAAAUGCGUCGCAACAUCCCCACCACGAACCAGACACGCUCGGACCUCUAUGAGCUGGUGCAGAAGUAAGCAGUUGAAACGAACAGGUACCGUCGCUGAGCUUCCCCCAGCAUACAAACGCACAGGCUUCUGAAGUGACGAGUAUCCUCUGGAGAUGAGUACCAUGACGUAACUCAGAAUUGAGAUCUGUGUGGGUAAUACAACCCCAGCAAAAAGUCUCUCCU